AUGCCGGAGCCCGUUCCAUCGAUACACGCCAUCGCCUAUGAAGAGACCGCCCCAGCAACCGCCUCUAAUUCGAUCAAGCCUAUAUCCUCCUCAGAAAACACUGCGGCAAGUUCGAACGAUGACAAGACGCAGCGUGAAACAGACGAUCCAACCUUAGACCAGAGUAACAACUCGACGCGUGCGCCAAAUGGCAAUGGAUUGACUAAUGACGAACAGUCGCAGUCAGUACAAAAUAGCCUGGCAAUUCCCGGCUUUGCCGAAGACCAGAGUCUCACACCAUUCACGAAUAUACCAAGUAUCAAGGUAGAUGAUGCGUCUUCCAGACCCAGCUCGCGAUGGUCUGAACGAAAGUGGGGUGUGCUCAAAUCUCGCAAAUCGACCGAAUCCGUGCGACCAAAGUCUGCGAACACGCCGAACAGCUCGGGCCAACCUUCCUUUGAAGGUAUUACCAUGAGUAUUCCUACCACCGACUUCCAAGAUCUGACUCCAAGCUCCAUGGAGUUUUCCAAACGGGGCAGCUUGGUCACAGCCAAACCCGCCACACCUGCUAUGUCCCUCCCGAGCAGUGAUCCCGGUCCCUCGUCCUCGCCACGUAAGCGAUUGUCGAAUUCUCUCCGUGUCAGACAGUCCGUACUCACAUCCCGAGCCGUUUCAGCGGACGAAGAUAUGCUAUCGCGUCGGGUCCGGUUGAUGUAUGAAAAGGGAGAAGACAACGUGACAGAUGCUGAUGUUACUCGAGCAAUCGCAGAGGAGAAUGGUAUCCUCUGGGAGGAGCAAACUCCUGUUGAAGGCCCUUCGGAUCAAUUAUUCGAGCUGAAUGGGUCUACCACGGACUUUAGGAGUAUCACUUCGGUGGGUGCAACCAACUCUAUAAAGCGGGAGUCAAAAGAGCUUGCGGGAGGAAUUGAGGACUGGCAGAAUGUCGAAGCUGCCGAUGUUGACAGGUAUGGUUUUAUUGUCCCGCAAAUCAAAAGAGGGGACUCUGCAGAACCUCAACCGAUCCAGCGCGUUUCAACCAGCCUGCUUCUUGCUUCGGAGUCACCGCGACGCAAGAAUACAUUCAGAAGAUCAGCCGCGACUGUAAGAAGUAGCAGCAGGUCGCUUGUUAGUAAAUCACCCACUCGUGACCGGAAGAUGUCCGACUCCUCCACCAAUCGGCCGAGUUCGUCGCAGAGCGCAUACAGCCCGACAUUGAAAAGAUCGCCAUCCAAGUUUCGCUAUGCGACAAAUCGAUUACCGCACAAUCGAGAUCGCCGAGUCAGAGAUGAAGCUGGUGAUAUGCUCACUUUACCGUUCGAAGUCCCCGAAGUCGCCGCCGAAGAUACCCCCGUAUCAAUGGCUAUGAAGAAGAAGGAAUGGGAACGAGAGGACAAGUGGAUGAAAAUGGCGAAACCGACAAAGAAGAAACAUGAUGGAAGCGGGAUGACAUUCGAGUUUGAUACCAGCAGCUCAAAGCUCAUUGAGCGGACAUGGAAAGGAAUUCCUGAUAGCUGGAGAGCUACGGCAUGGUAUGCAUUUCUGGAGUCCAGUGCCAGAAAACAUGAGGGUAGCCCGUCGGCUGCAGAGCUGAUCAGUGCUUUCCAUGAAUAUCAGAAUGUGUCUUCUCCCGAUGAUGUGCAGAUUGAUAUUGAUGUCCCGCGCACGAUAAGCAGUCACAUAAUGUUCCGUCGGCGUUAUCGCGGUGGACAGAGGCUUUUAUUUCGAGUUCUGCAUGCCAUGUCUCUUUAUUUUCCCGAUACUGGGUACGUGCAGGGCAUGGCAGCACUCACGGCAACGCUCUUAGCAUAUUACGACGAAGAAAAUGCAUUUGUUAUGCUUGCUCGUCUUUGGAUGCUACGAGGGCUGCAGCAUCUUUAUAGAGAAGGAUUCUCUGGUCUGAUGGAAGCACUAGGUGAUUUUGAGAAGGAGUGGUUGGGUAAUGGCGAAGUUGCCGGCAAAUUGAGUGAGUUGGGUAUUCCUCCUACAUCUUAUGGCACCAGGUGGUACUUGACACUCUUCAACUAUUCGAUCCCUUUCCCUGCACAACUACGCGUUUGGGAUGUAUUCAUGCUUCUUGGGGAUGCCGAACAACCUUCAUCAAAAGCCAGCUCAAACGGCACCCAUGUAUCCAAUACUAGGCCAGACCAGCCGGUUAGCUCCUUUGGCCAAGGUCUGAACGUUCUACAUGCGACAUCGGCGGCCUUGAUCGAUGGGAUGCGGGACAUCGUGCUAGAGUCUGAUUUUGAGAAUGCCAUGAAAGUGCUCACCAGCUGGGUGCCAAUUAAAGACAUUGAACUUUUCAUGCGAGUUGCUAGGGCCGAGUACAAGGUCCACCACCAUCGCAAAAAAAACGGAUAG
Talaromyces amestolkiae is the source of this 2337-nucleotide messenger RNA. RefSeq lists its product as uncharacterized. The record is from RefSeq and is a predicted model, not a curated record. The transcript is spliced from 2 exons. Lineage: Eukaryota; Fungi; Ascomycota; Eurotiomycetes; Eurotiales; Trichocomaceae. Bases 1 to 2337 code for a protein of 778 amino acids.